CCCGCGCACCGGCCAGCCUUCGCGCGCGGGUCUCCUCUCUCCGGCCAGCGCGGCGCGCCAUGGCCGGCGGCGCGGGCGACCUCUCGCGGGGCCGUUUCGGGGGGCGGCCAGCUCGCCAGGAUCCUGAGCUCGCCGCCCCCGCGGGGGCCGCUGACAGCGGCGCCCGCGCCACGGUUGGGCGGCUGCGGCUGCUGUGGCCCGCUG
Molecule: messenger RNA, 204 nt
Organism: Prorocentrum cordatum
Lineage: Eukaryota; Dinophyceae; Prorocentrales; Prorocentraceae
Source: the annotation of a GenBank genome assembly